AUGGCCAAUCAAGCAAAAGAGACUGUCAAGGCAGAGAAGAAGGAAUUCAACAAAAAGCUUUUGGACAUACUCAAAAAUAAAAUCAAGGAAUUGAAAGCAAGUAUGUCCGGAAUGUCCAAAGAAGAAAAGGACAAGGCAGUCCAAGAUCUCAAAGAUAAAAGGUUAUCACUUGAACAGAUAGAUGCUCUUUCGGACAAAUAUCUUGUCGGAUUGUACGAGGAUCUUGAAAAAGAAGUCAUAUCAGAUAUUGCGAGAAGAUGUCUCAAAACUUCACGAUAUACGGAAACUGCUGAAUUGAUGGCCGAUGCAAUGCGGAAACAAGGCUUCAGUCCGGCAAAGAUUCAGACUGAAGUGAUCAAGAUACUGAACAAAGAUGCCGAAUAUCAGAAGGAACUUGCACAGAAUACUCUUGAAUACAAGCAGUUUGUCGUCGAACAGAUCAAAGAGACUGAAGCUGAAGCACUUGAAAAUGGAGACAUGCUUGUUGCAAAUGCCGGAGACAUGUCAUUCAGAUCUGAUCUUUCAGCAUGGGGAGAGGUUCCGGACGACAUCAAGAACAAUCCAAAUUAUUUGAGCGAAACAGUCAAAGCAACACAGAAGAUGACUGAAGGAAGUUUGCGAAACAUAACACGAACCAUGGGAUUCAAAGGCACAUGGGGAGACUGUGGAGUCAUGGAAGCAUAUCGAAGGACUCUUGAUCUUGCGACUCUCAAAGCUUCAACCGGUGCCUUCUCCUAUGACAGAGCAAUCAAGGAUGCAGUCGCAGAUCUCACGAAAAGAGGACUGCGAUCUGUGGACUAUGAAUCCGGGCGAUCUUAUGAACUUGAUUCAGCAGUCAGAAUGUGUGUCAGAACUUCGCUGAUCCAAAUGACCGGAAAAAUCCAGGAAGAGAACAUGAAGCACUUCGACACUCCUUUGGUAUAUGUCGAUGCGCAUGCCGGAGCAAGGCCUUCUCAUGCAGUAUGGCAAGGUCAAGUCUAUGCCUACGAUUCAAACGGACUCUUGAAGGAUGGAACAACAGCCGGUUCCAAAUAUGAUGAUUUCUUUCACUCGACACAAUAUGGAGAUCCUUUGGGACUGAUGGGGAUAAAUUGCGCACAUCAUUUCUAUCCAUACCAUGAAGGAGAUCCGAUUCCGGAAUUCAAAGAACCUGGACCAUUCAAUAUUGACGGAAAAGAGUAUUCCAUAUUACGAUGCGACACAAUUGAUGCGUAA
Messenger RNA from Cylicocyclus nassatus, 1215 nucleotides. The record is from the annotation of a GenBank genome assembly. NCBI's taxonomy places the organism in Eukaryota, Metazoa, Nematoda, Chromadorea, Rhabditida, Strongylidae.